AUGUCUCUAAGGCGUUCGGGCACCCGAAAGGGCAUGGCUGCUCUGAGCAGCGGCCAGGAGGAGACUGAGGUUCUUCGCCAAGGAGUUGAGGUGAUUCAAACUGGCGAAAACAACGGCACCAACCCAGACAUUGAUAUCGUCUUCGUCCCUGGAUUAUCAGCACACCCAAAAAACAGCUGGAUGUCAAGCAAGGAUGGCUCGAAGUCAACCAAGAACAACUGGAACUGGAUGACAAGUCCAGACGGCAUACAAGGAGCUUUUCCAAAAGCACGGGUACUCUUGUACACGUAUGAAUCAGCAUGGCGAGGACAACGCAAGGUCCACCAGUUCAUGGACAACCUUGCCAAGACCCUUCUAGUGGCUUUGGGAAGUAGACGAGAAGACUGCAAGAAAAGACCAUUGGUGUUCAUUGGCCACAGCAUGGGAGGGUUGGUGAUUGCCAAAGCAAUAACUAUCUUGAGUGCGCAACCGGAGCUAUGUCCAAUCAUGUUCGAAGCAAUUUCCGCAGUAAUCUUCUUCGGGACACCAUUCGCAGGCGCUGAGGCCGCUGCAUGGGCAAACAUGUAUGCCUAUUGGGCAGAAAAGGUGAACAAAGCCACAUCAUCAGAGCUGUUGAGGGCUAUGACGCCUGGAGAUGGAGCAUUGCGAGAAUUGAAAGACGAGUUCAGACGAGUUGCCGCCAAGGGUCUAUAUAAGAUCGAGUUGUUAUGUUUCUACGAGGAAAAGCCAACGGAUUAUACGGAGAUGGGCCAUAUUCCCGGACUUUUUGGCCUCACGAACCGCGUGAUACCUAAGGAUGUCUCGAUGUGCGUUAGCCAGGCCUCCGCAACGUUUGACGCCGACGUGCCCAAGUAUGGCCUAGCAAGCAACCACAGAGACUUGGUGAAGUUCGACAGCGCCAAAGACACACGAUGGAACUUCGUGGAAAAUCUGCUGAAGAAGGUGAUACAUGGAGCCUACCAGAAAGCGAAAAGUCGACUUAGUGCCGCCCGAGAUAUAGACUGGGAUUCUUUCAAGAAUGUUAUGGAUGCGCUAGAUAUGGCACGAGUCCAUCCCCGUCGGCUCAGAGAGAUGCUGCUCAGGAAUCCCGGCAAAUCAGCACUAAUUUCUCAAGAGCAAGACUAUAUCAAAUGGCUCAGCAAUACAGCACCCAAAGAGAAUCCCAGAGAAGAUACGAAAGUAGAUGGCCUCUGGGUUCGGGGCCCAGAGGGUAGGGGCAAGACGGGUGCUAUGCUUGCAGUUUUGGAUGACGUGGAGAGCCUCGUCAGAUUCGUUGAGCAAAGGAAUGGUGAACCAAUUCUCUUCGCCUAUUUUCUAUGCGACGCAACCACAGACUACUGUACUGCUGAGGAUUGUCUCAAAUCUAUCAUUUGGCAGCUCAUUGAGCAGGAGAAAGCUUUGACGACUCACGCAAAAGACUUCGUCAAGGAUACUAAAGCUAAAAACAAGUCGCGGGCGACUCCGACCGUGGAGAACCUGUGGAAGUCACUGCAAGGUAUACUUGCCGAUGAGUUUGCCGGUAGCCGUAUUUAUAUUGUUUUGAACAAUAUACAUCUCCUUCCUGAGGAUUCAGAAUCUACUAUCAAGCUACUCAAUCUUCUAAGCCUCGAGCUUGAUGGCAGUCAACACACCGAGCCCAGCCGAGUCAUGGCAAAAUGGUUCAUCACAAGCCGUCCAACCUACACCAUUCAAAAAGCAUUGAGUUUGGAGCAUCUCCAGGUGAUCAAUCUAGAAGAUGCCAAAUUCAGCAACCAAUUUCAACAUUCACUGCGAAAUCAUGCAAAAAGCAAGGUAGGAAAAUUGGAGGCCGACAAGAAGUACAACAAGCCGCUGGCAUGGUUUGCUCGAAGUUUGAUAGGGGAACGGGCACAGAAUACCUCCUGGAUAGACAUCACAUGUCUUCAGCUCGAAGAGUUGCCUGAGGCUGAGAGCGACUUAAAAGUCAGGAGGAUGCUGGAGGCUAUGCCACAAGACCUCAACGCUUUACUCAGGGAUGCAUGGCUUCAGAUCUUCAGGACAGCAGGAGAUCACAGGGAGAACGUGAGAGAGAUGCUUCGAGCUCUCAUACUGACUGUCGAAGAACCUACAGAAGCUGAAUUUGCUGUGCUCUGCGGACAGGCGGCAACUGUCCAGGACAAACAAGAGCUAAGAGAAUCUAUCGAGAAGUGCAAGCCACUGGUCUCGGUCAAACGAACUGUCUCUUUCAUGAACAACGCGGUAAAGCAGCACCUGAUAGACAACGCCAAAGACUUACUGGAAUUUUCAAGUCAGGAGAUAGCAAGACAGCACGGACUUCUCUCGUUGAGAUCUUUGUCAUACCUCAAAGAAGUAUUUGAUUUUCCAGAAACACAACUUCUUCCUUCGCCAAGGCCGGUUGAUGGAGAUGAUAUGCAAGUCGACACUGACAGUGUUGAUGAUAAUGAUGGUGGGAGUCAUGGUACCGCGUCGAGCGUACGGACAGACUCCGAGGCUGGCGAGUGGACUUUUGGUGACGAUGAAUUCUCCGACAGUAAUGACGGCUGGGAUGAAGAAUCGGUGCCUGAUCCUGACCCAGAAGCUAAAACAAUUGAAGAACUGAAAGUAUUUCCAUACAUGGUCAAGAAUUGGCUCCAACAUGGGAGUAGAGCGACAAUUGGCUUUGCCGAUGAUCUGAGCCUCGACGAUGCAUUUUGGAAAUCCGGUUCCCUUUUCAGACGCCGGUGGCUGGUAGAAUACAACCGAAUCACGAAAGAGUUUGAGUACGACGAUAUCAGAGGAAUGAACGCGUUACACAUAACCGCUGCAAUUGGCUUUCAACGACUGCUCAUAGCACUCUUGGAAAAUGGACACGAGAGCGAGCUAGAUGAGAAAGAUGGGACAGGUAGCACUCCGCUCUGCUUUGCUUGCUCAUUUGGCAGGGUGGAUAUGGUUGAAGAGUUGCUCGACAGGAAAGCAGACAUCAACACCGGCAAAGAAGAAGAGGAAGAUACACCCCUUCACUUAGCUGCGAACAAGGGACACGUCAAAGUCAUGAAGAAACUAAUACAAAGAGAUGCAAGUCUGGAUGCCUUCAGUGAGUACUCGGGACUUGUGGUCAACUCAGCGAUAUCUUCCGGCAAUUUCGAUGCUGUUGCACUUCUAGUGGAUCACGGUGUCUCACUGUCCAUUGAUCACGACAACGUGGAAACACCUCUCGAACAGGCUGCCUCGCUCUGUAAUGUUUCGAUGCUAGAAUACUUGAUGGAAAAGUAUGCGGAACAACUUCCCCCUGACGAAUAUAGCAAAGCACUGGUAACAGCUGCUGCGGCUGGGAGCCUUGAGAUAUUAAAUAAGCUACUACCUUUCGAGCAUAGCGAUAAUGACUAUCAAUCAGCACUGGAUGAGGCUGCCGAAGCAGGCAAUUGGGAAAUCGCAAAGGUUCUCCUCGAGAAACGAGCAAAUCUCACAUGCGACAAAGCCUUUUAUGAAGCUGCCACGAGAACCAAUGAUUUAGAGGUCCUCCAAGCACUUUGGGAAUAUACGAGAGGAAAUAUCUCAGCUGAAACCAUCGACCAAUCGCUUUACGAGGCAACGGACAGCAAGAAAUUCAAGACUGUUCAAUUAUUGUUGACAUUUGGCGCAGAUCCCAAUGCACAGGGCGACGUUUAUGGCAAUGCUCUCACGGCUUCAGCAUAUGAUAAUACUCUUGAUAUCUUGAAGCUUCUGCUGGAUAACGGCGCAAGCGUCAAUUCUGAGGCAGGAUGGGCCCUACAAACCGCUGCAACUGAGGGACAUGUUGAAAUCGUGAAGGAGCUGCUAUCAAGGAAUGCGGAUGUCAAUGCUCGUACAUCCAACCCAAACUUCCCGCAACGAACAGCCCUUCAGGGAGCUUGUGAAUUCGGCCGUGAGGAGAUUGUCGACGUCUUGCUCCUACAUGGCGCAGAUCCCAAUCUAGGUGGGGGUGAAGACGCCUAUCCGAUCAUUACAGCAGCAAGAAACAGCCAAGUCGCAAUCAUUGGGAAGCUCAUUGCUGCCCAUGCGAAUGUCAAUGUCGUGGCCGGCGACGACGGUUCCACUGCUUUGAUAAUUGUCGCGGAAACAAUCGCGAGUCUUGAACCUCUUCAGCAACUUCUUGCAGCCCAUGCAGACAUUGACGCCACGAAUAAUAAUGGCGACACAGCUCUUAUUGCGGCAGCAUCUGCCGAUGACGAUGAGUUUGUAAAUUUCCUCUUAGGCGAAGGCGCUGAUGUUAUGCACACAAACAAUGAUGGCAUAAACGCUAUGCAGGCGGCCUAUGAUGCAGACAGCACCGGAGACACGUUGAAUAUUCUCAUCAACUAUGUUUCUGUCAUGUUAUUAGAAAUCAACAAAGGAAUCAAAGCGGGUAACAGGCCUGUUGUCCAUUUUGUUGACGAAGCUAGGGCAGCAGCACGGAAAGCCGACAACACAAUCAAUCGGAAUGACGAAUCUGAAAUGGGGUCGGAGAGUGGAAGCGACGCAGGUGCUGCUUCUGCAAUAUCUGAUUCCGAAGCGAAUGAAUCAAAUGCUAUCCUGAAAGAAGGGGUUCCGCAAUAUCACCCGGAAGCUGGUUCAUCAGAGUAUGGCAGGGUGGCGCACGAGAGCAGUGGAGAGCUCAGUCGUGAUCAGUCGAGCCAUUAUACUCAAGAGCUCGGUUUCAACGAGGUACCUGUUGAAAGCGAAGCUGGCAUGGGCAGUCGGUUGCAUUAUAACAACCCGAUCUACUCCGUUGGAAAUAAUGCCGGCUCAAUCAGCCAAAUACCAUCAAGUGUUUGCCAGCAAGACUUGGCAAACAGCGACUCCUAUACUGUACCUAUCAAAGACUUCAGGCACCCGAACGCCAACGCCUUGACGCAGUCGGAUAUGCACAACAGUACGGAACAAGCGAUAAGUCAUGAGUCGACGCAGCAACAUCAAAUUCAACAACGUCAAGCAUACAUGAAUUACAACAGUCAUACUGGAACGAAUCACGAGAUUUACGGAGAAGGCAGUGAAGUUGGUCAAGGUCAUCUUGCGAUGCCCCAGACGAGCCACAGAACUCCCGUCAGAAGAAAGCCAGCUCCUAUCACAUACAGCUACUCGCAAGAUUCGGUUCAUUCUGGAUCCGGAACCAAUCAAGCAACACAUGCGCUCCAAUACCGAUCGAACGAGUUUGUUGCCUACAAUCCAAAUGGUAAUUCUUCGAGACUCGAGUCACCGUUACAGAACCUCCCAAAUCAGGGUCAUCUACAUAGUCAACAUCAUCCAGCGCAAAAUGAACAGCCAUUGAAUGUAAGCCUACGCACGGAGGCCCAUACUCCAAAGCAACCACACAACACUCAUUUUGAGGAUCAUCUCUACAGUGACGGCCUACACGGCAGUUUCGACCAAACGCCUCAGGGCGAUCAUAGGGUACACUACGACUCGGGGUACUCAACCCGCCUGCUCAAACGCAACAACAGCAGCAUCAAGGCCCUCCUGGCAACGACGUUUAUCAUGCUAUGCCUCCGCCACAAGAUUCGCGGUAUCCAGUGGGCUCUAGCAGCCAACCUUGGCACGACGCAAGGAUUCCUGAGCCCCAUCACUAUAGUGCACCACCGCAGACCAAACCCCGUGUAUCUAGCUCUUUUGACGUCAGAAACACCUUCAGUCAGGCGAAAGGCAGAUUGUUCAGCUCCAGUAAGGGCGACGAGAGGGGCCAUUGACUUUCGGGGGCACACUCCGGCAGAAGACGAGAUGAGGCUGUUCGGUAUAUUGUGUAAUACAAAUCUUGCGUGGACGUUUGGGACACGAAAGGCUACGAAGUUUCGGUCUGAGAAGGACACUAAGGGAUCCAAGUUGUUGUGCUUCCAUAGUACCAGAAUGAAAGCUUUGACGACAACACAGAGAGCAGUUGUGGGAACAUCGGUUGUCGGAGAAUACUUGCGCUCUGUCGACGCAACUACGCCAAGAUGUGGAAAGAGGGACGCGUCAUUUGAUCAACAGGCGCCUGGGCCUUUGUGCUUUUUUCUUAUCUUCCCUCUCCGGCUCUCUGCAAGUAUAAAUGACUUCCCUCUCAUUCUGCUCAGUGAUAUUAGAUGUCACCUACUCCUCGACUUACCAGCUGAACUGUUGGAUCUCAUGGUUGUGACAUGGGAUGCAGGGAUUCGCAUUCUGCAAACAAAGGACCUUGCAUAUCUUGCGCUGACAUGCCGGACCCUCUACAAAAUAGCAGACCCCGUUCUUUGGGCUUACAACAGAGAUUUCGAGGAUUUCAGCGCCUGUUAUUGGGCCGCGAUCAAGGAUAGAGUGGUGACUCUGGAAAAGGCUCUGUCCUUUGGGAUGCCGGUUGACCCUCGAACGCCAGGAUUGCGGGCUCCAGGAAAGGUCGGCUUGUCUGUGGAACACAUAGGAAUUGAGGGCUAUAGACCAAUACAGGUCGCUUGUACGCAUGGCAACUAUGCGGCAACAGAGUGGUUCUUAGACCAUGGUGCCAAGAUCGACUUUCCAAUCCACCAGGUCGACUACGCACAUGCAGUUCUGGAAGAAGACUCAGCGCUAUUUUGCGCUUUGCAAAGUCGCAAUGGCGAGGUGUCAGUAUUGCUGCUCCGCUGGGGAGCCAAUAUCUAUUUCGCGCCGGCUGAUCUAGACGGUCGUCCUCGGCCACCCAUCGUUUUCGGCCUCGAAGAAAACAGAACACGGACUGCUCUGCACCUUGCAGCUGAAAACGGCCAACCUGAAGUCAUAGAGUACGUACUAAAGGAGCGAUCGGUGGACCCGGAUAUACUGGAUACCAACGACCAUACGCCGCUGCAUUGUGCAGUCACAGCACAUAAUAGUACGGAAGUCAUCAGGUUGCUUGCGGCCGGGGGCGCUGAUCUGGAGUCUGAAACGGAUGGAUACACACCACUCAUGAAUGCCAUAAGAUAUGGCUUCUUCAAGAACGCAUUGGCACUACUAGAAGCCGGCGCCAACCCGCAUGGUCUUCCAGACCUUCCGCUGGGAAUCUCAUCCCCUCUACUAGCCACGUGUAACAAAAUGAGCACCUUCCCCUCAACAUCUGGUUGCACCGAGCCGGAGAAGGACGCAGUUACGGCAAGACUCAUUGAGUUGGGCGCCGAUGUUCACGAGUGGGACAAGCUGUACCGUACCCCUCUUCGUACUGCAGUGGGUUCCGGUACCGUAAAUGCAGUUGCCAUGCUCCUCAAGGCAGGCGCCGACAUCAACCAACCCCCACCUAGUGGUACAUCGCAGUGUCGAAUGACUACGGAUCUGCUUUGGGGUCUGAGGAGCGGUACAGAAAUCGUCGAGAAGGGAUUGAUGUUGCUGGAAGCCGGUGCGCGCAUGGACGAGGUAGAUCCUGUCCACGAGAAGAGUCUGCUCCAACGCGCUGUAGAACGCGCAACCUGUCGCACAGUCGAAGACUUCAGGCCGCUUCAUCACAGACUGCUCAACCAUCAUAUGCCUUUCUUGCACACAAUCGAUACCAGGGAUGCGAAACCCUUGAGCGCCUUCCUUGCUGCCGCCACGGAAGAGAACGUUCGCCCGGGCUAUAUCGACGAUUUAGUCAGAGAUUACAUCCAGAAGAAGAACCUUCCGGCAUUGAACGCUCUUUUUCAGUGCGGUGUAGGCUUUGAGGGAAAUGAAGAAUCGCUUCGCUUUUGGGCUGCAGAAACUGCUGGAUCUGGAGAAUGUCACGAUGAUUUUUCCAACUUGUCUGAUAAGGAGGGCCUCGAUGCUGGCACGCUCCUCGAUUUCCUGGGACAGCAUUUACCCGAAGCCAGCCGAAAUGUAGAAAGAGGCAUGAAUAUACCCUAG
Molecule: messenger RNA, 7752 nt
Organism: Neoarthrinium moseri
Lineage: Eukaryota; Fungi; Ascomycota; Sordariomycetes; Amphisphaeriales; Apiosporaceae
Exons: 6
Coding region: 1-7752 (2583 amino acids)
Molecular function (GO): protein binding
Source: RefSeq, a predicted model, not a curated record